Molecule: messenger RNA, 630 nt
Organism: Penicillium oxalicum
Lineage: Eukaryota; Fungi; Ascomycota; Eurotiomycetes; Eurotiales; Aspergillaceae
Product: nuclear transcription factor Y subunit beta
Exons: 4
Coding region: 1-630 (209 amino acids)
Biological process (GO): regulation of transcription by RNA polymerase II
Cellular component (GO): nucleus; CCAAT-binding factor complex
Molecular function (GO): DNA-binding transcription activator activity, RNA polymerase II-specific; protein heterodimerization activity; RNA polymerase II cis-regulatory region sequence-specific DNA binding
Source: RefSeq, a predicted model, not a curated record
AUGUCUGAAUCGCAGUCACAUUCCCCCAAGGAGCAUGAAGAAGUCGGCGCGCAUUCUGGCGACGAACAAGAGCACAUGGACAAAGACCAGCAAGAUGGUGCGGGCCAGGGCCAAGGCGAAUUCGAGGUCAAGGAACAAGACCGAUGGCUUCCGAUUGCAAACGUGGCUCGCAUCAUGAAACUCGCGCUUCCUGAAAACGCCAAAAUCGCCAAGGAAGCGAAAGAGUGCAUGCAGGAGUGUGUGAGCGAGUUUAUCUCGUUCAUCACUAGUGAGGCAUCCGAGAAAUGCCAGCAAGAAAAGCGGAAGACCGUCAACGGCGAGGACAUUCUCUUCGCCAUGACCUCUCUGGGCUUCGAGAACUACGCCGAGGCCUUGAAGAUUUACCUCUCGAAGUACCGUGAAACCCAGACUUCGAGAAAUGAGAACCAAGGCCGCCCAGGGAGCAGUGGGUUCGGUGCUGGUGGCCAGGUUGGCGGCGCCGGCCAGUCUCGUCCCAGCGGGUUUCCAGAGGGCGCAGAGGGUGCUAACAACAUCCUCAACCCCAGCCUGGGCCAAGCGGACCAAGAGGCCUAUGGGUAUCCCACGAUUGUUGGGCAGUCCCACAAUGGCGCUGGCGGAGAUGCUUACUAG